CUUACUAUAUAUACUUACUACUUAGGACCUAUCAAAAGUGACAAAAAUAUUUUACUAGUUUUCAUUUGUUUAUCUUUUUUAUUAUUUUAAAAUUAUUUUUCUAGAAAAUAUACGACUCGUUCAGCUAGCUAGUGAUAUUGUUUGUUUUGAGUCUAAGCUCAUACAGGUUUAAAACAAUGUUAUUAAGACUUAGGACGUAAGAUAUGCUUACUUAUAUACAUAACAGUUUUCAUGUGUUUUAUCGUAAGUUGAGUGUUGAGGUUUACCCCCAUCGCAUGAGAUUUGUUAGAGAUUUUCCCCCUCUUUCUUGGGAUUUGUCUAUUCAGUUGAAUUACAACUCAUACUGACAAGGCUGACACAAUUUUAAAACUUGUUUAGUGGGUAAGACUUGCUUAUUUAAUACUUAUAUACCCAUAUGCCAUGUAUUUUGGGUGUCACGUAUUGAAAAGAAGGAUAAAUAUGAAAAAAGGUCCGAACAACAUAAUUCUCUUAAACAUUAAAAAAUGUUCACGAAAGAAAUUUAAACAAUUUACUUAAUAUAGACGGGAGAAAUAUUAGUCGGAGCUACUUACUGUUAAAAUUUACAUGCUAAAGAUCACUAGUUUGUUAGUUUGUUAACAUUGUUAGUUAGUAACAGCAUACACUAGUUUGUUAGCAUUAUAACAGAUUGAUAGUUAGUUAUACAAUGUACAGUGCAUUUCCAAUUAUUAGUUAGAGUUGUUAGUUAGCUAAUAGUUAGUUAAGUCAUUGUUUUUGGAUGCUAUAAAUAAAGCUCCAUUGUAAUAGUUAGAGAGAUCAGAUCAUUCACAAGCUUAAUGCAUUUUCUUUCUUCUUCUUCUUCAUCAUCUUGUCCUUAAUUCUGUCCAGAAUUUGACAUCAAAAUCAAUGAGUUCAUAGACUCAUUUUUCUUCAUGGUAUCAGAGCAGGAAGUGCUGGAUCGAGUGGAGUUUAGAUCUCCUUUAGUUCUUUGAACUUGUGGUUAAGAUUAUGUGGGAAGAGUUUAGAUCUACUCCUUCAGAAAUUUUUUUUUUCUUCUGAUCGAUUGACUGUGAAGCUGUUGUAAAGCUUUUGAGAAGCUGUUGUGAAUCUGUUGUUUCUUCUUCUAGGUGAAUUUAGAUAUCAUCUAAGUUUGCUAAACCAGUUGUUGAUUGAUUAGCUCGAUAAUGGCUGUGUUAAGAAUUGAUCAAAGUGAUCCUCUGUAUAUUGGACAAUCAGAUUCAUCAGGAGCUGUAUUGAUUCCUAUCAAAUUGACUGGUUCAGAGAAUUAUGGAGUUUGGAGCAGAUCCAUGAGGAUUGCACUCUUAGGUAAAAGGAAGUAUGGUUUUGUGACUGGAGCUUGCACUAAAGCAUUGUACAAAGAUGAUCUUCAUGAACAAUGGGAAACAUGUAAUGCCAUAGUCUUGUCAUGGUUGAUGAACACUGUAAGUGAGGAGCUUCUUAGUGGCAUAGUUUAUGCCACAACUGCAUUCUCUGUUUGGGCAGAUCUCAAGGAGAGGUUUGAUAAGGUGAAUCGAAUGAGAAUUUAUCAAUUGCACAAGGAGAUAACUACACUUACACAAGGUACAGAUUCUGUGUCUUGUUAUUUUUCUAAACUUAAGACCCUAUGGAGUGAGUAUGAUGCUGUGACACCACAUCCUAGCUGUUCAUGUCCACAGUCUAAGGAGUAUGUAGAUCACCUUCAUGAAUUGAGGCUAAUUCAGUUUUUAAGUGGAUUAAAUGAUUCCUAUGAUCAACCUCGUAGACAGAUAUUGCUUAAAGGAAUUACACCUUCUCUCAACCAAGCAUAUGCUAUGAUCAUAGAGGAUGAAAUUCAACAUUCAACAUGCACAGCUACUGCUGUUGAUAAACCAAAUUCAAUGGUGAUGAAUGUAAGAAGAGCUCAUGGGAAGGAAGUUUUUAAUCAAGGGAAGGAAGGUUUUAAGAGUAAGAAAUGUGAUUACUGUCAUUUUUCUGGGCAUACUAGAGAUAACUGCUACAAACUAAUUGGAUAUCCAAGUGAUUGGAAGUUUAAGAAGAAGCCAGGAUAUAACAAUAAGAAUGGUGGUUAUGGUGAUUCUAAUACUGGCUAUGGAAGUGCUGGAAAUAAGAACAACAGUGAUGGUUCUAAUGCUGGUUAUAGAGGUCCACAUAUAGCCAAUAAUGUGGCAGGUGACAUCAACACUGCCUAUGAUCAGUCUCAAUUAGCUUCAACUAGUCAAGGUGCAGGAAGUAGUGCAGGAAAUGACACAUGUUUAGCAAGAGCACAAGUGUUCACAGAAAAGGAAUAUAAGCAAAUCUUGGAGAUGCUGAACAAAGAAGAGCCAAAGAGAGUUAACAUGACAGGACCUCUUCAAUGGCAAGGUGAAGGGGAUUGGUAAAGAGCAGGGAGGUUUAUACAUGUUCAAGAGUGGCUCAACAUUGAAUAAAAUAGACAAACAUAAGCAACAUGUGAUGGUGGCAGCAGGUACAUCAAAUCAAGAUAUUCAACUUUGGCAUCAAAGACUUGGA
Solanum pennellii is the source of this 2487-nucleotide messenger RNA. RefSeq lists its product as uncharacterized. NCBI's taxonomy places the organism in Eukaryota, Viridiplantae, Streptophyta, Magnoliopsida, Solanales, Solanaceae. The transcript is spliced from 2 exons. The record is from RefSeq and is a predicted model, not a curated record. The coding region runs from base 1164 to 2357 and encodes 397 amino acids.